Molecule: messenger RNA, 1181 nt
Organism: Ictalurus punctatus (channel catfish)
Lineage: Eukaryota; Metazoa; Chordata; Actinopteri; Siluriformes; Ictaluridae
Gene: arpp19a
Product: cAMP-regulated phosphoprotein 19a
Exons: 3
Coding region: 114-467 (117 amino acids)
Cellular component (GO): cytoplasm
Molecular function (GO): protein phosphatase inhibitor activity
Source: RefSeq, a predicted model, not a curated record
UAAUCUGGUGGAUCAUCUCAAUGGGCGGAAAGUAACGUUAGCUAAUGUCACUGCACGGCUCCGUGGCGUUGUUUUCAUUUGUGUUGUAAUUAAAUCAAAAUUAAAACACCAUCAUGUCAGACGAAAUCGAAAACUCAAAGACUCUGGAGACGACCGAGGAGCAAAAAGAAGUGGACAGUGAGGUGAUUUGUCCAGAAAGAGCAGAAGAAGCCAAACUGAAGGCCAGAUAUCCAAACCUGCCGGCUAAAGCAGGAGGCUCUGACCUGCUCCGCAAACGACUGCAGAAAGGGCAAAAGUACUUUGACUCGGGCGACUACAACAUGGCGAAGGCGAAGACCAAGAACAAGCAGCUCCCCUCUGCGCAGACGGAGAAGGCAGAGAAGGAAAUCACCGGCGAUCACAUUCCCACGCCUCAGGAUCUGCCGCAGAGGAAAACCUCGCUGGUGGCCAGCAAGCUGGCGGGCUGAUCUCCACCGUCUCCUCCAACAGCUCGCUCCUCCCUCAUGUUUUCCUCAUUAACACACCAUCCCUUGUUUAUUUUUUUGUUUUUUCUGUUCAUAUUUUACGCUCCCUUUUUACCUCCAAUGUAUAAUAUACACUGAACAUAGAGACAUGCAGGUGCCAGCGUUGGAUUAUGGGUAGUGAGGGAUAUGUUUGAAAACAAACAAACGUCUGUAUGAAGAUUUCUAUAUGUGCUGUAGGAGUAGUAAUCGGAACGUGUACAUAUUUGCCUGUGAGAGACGUGGCGAUGGGUUUUUAGAAAGGUUUUAUGUUCUAAUUGCACCAUUCCUGAAGGUUACACAUUAGUGCAGUAGAGUGCUUGAAUGAUUCACGAUUGAAUACGACUUACGAUAACGUACUUGAGCUGUUUCCCUGUUAACGUUUGAGCUUUACACACUCGAUCGGACCACACUGCUGACGCUAGUCACGUUAGACACACGUGAAAGAAAGGCCUUAAUCAUGUUGCGGUUGUAAAGCAGCAAUCGUGAACUUGAAGGCCAACGUGAUGCAAACCGGCGCUCCACGAGCUUCUCACCAAGGGUCUUCUCGCCGGAUAUUUUGAAGCAAAACACUACAACAUCCGGGGUGUGUGUGUAUGUAUGUAUGUAUGUGUGUGUGUGUGUCCACCGCAGUCACUUAUGUGCCAUUUGAUUUGUAAAUAAAAUAGUUUUGCAAACCUG